Molecule: messenger RNA, 1581 nt
Organism: Pectinophora gossypiella (pink bollworm)
Lineage: Eukaryota; Metazoa; Arthropoda; Insecta; Lepidoptera; Gelechiidae
Exons: 2
Coding region: 397-768 (123 amino acids)
Source: RefSeq, a predicted model, not a curated record
UCAGCAGGUACUCUAAGUACGUACUUAUAAGUGGUAAGUACUUUCUUCAAUUCGUGCGGCGUACGACAUAAUUUAUUCCGAUAAGCACAAGGUUUGAAACGCUCGUGUAAUUAGUAAUUAAGUCUAUACUUAAUUAGUAGGUAUAUACCUAGCCGGUCAUUUUUAACCUAAACAAAACAACCACAGUUUAAAUUAAUCAUUUACAGCUAGCGGAAAAUAUCUUCUUACGCGCCUGAAACAACUUUCAGAGCAAUCACUUUAUACGCUUGCGUUGCUAUAAAAACUUUACCAGGCGCUUUACACAAAGACACCAUAAAUACUUUUUCGACGCGACCAACGAAACCAUCGAUACGUGUCAAGUAAACGUCAAAACCAAGAUAUGACGGGGCUUGAGGAAUGAACUGGAAUUUCAUGUUCGCUGGUCGCCAGGAUGAGCCCAACGGAUGGACACGGGCCAGCAAUACGUUGAACAAGUGGCUAUGGGGGGCUUUGUGUUGUGGCUUGCCAGGAGUCCCUUGUUACUUCUGCAGCUGCUGUGAGAGGCGAGACGCGACCGGCGAGAGGGAACGGCCCAGUGUUAACCAGGCCACGGCAACAGCGGAGCGGAUGAUGCGCCCUCACCGCCCCCAUGCGCCGACGGGGCGCAAAUGCACUCCAGAGACGCUCUCAGCUGUCCGUUGCGCCCUAUCUCAGCUACAAGGCGAGCCAGCGCCCCCAAAACUAACCGCCGUCGCACAGCCACAACAUAUACAAGUUCAACCCGGCUAGGGCACACUAAACGAGGCCUAACGCCGCUCUAUACAAGGCCUAACGCCGCUCUAUACAAGGCCUAACGCCGCUCUAUACAAGGCCUAUCGCCGCUUUAUACAAGGCCUAACGCCACUCUAGGCCUCAGUCACCUUGAAAUAUGGGUUGAGGAUGGACUUCCUAUUGAUAUUUGGGAACCUUUUAAAGGGAUGGAUUGGCACAUAACAUAAGCUUACGACUUUAUCCCAAUUGGGGUAGUCAAAGAUACAUCCUUUGCAAGAUGAACUAAGUAACAACACCUCACCGAGCUUUCUGUGGACACUGACAUUUGGGAGAAUUCCUAUGGAACAUAAUUCCGCUUCCAAUUAAAUGCUUUGGGAUGUAAUGGUGCCAAUUCCUGUAAACACCAUCUAAUUUUAUUUUUAAGUUAUAUCUGUCGUUUUCUUAUCCGCCGAAAAAGAAAGGGACGGAUAAUCGACAAGCAUAAAAUUUCUGACAGAAUUAAGUUGACAGCACAUGUCAAACGGUUUGCAUACCAGCGAGAUACCUUUUUGAUUCGCCCGGGUUAUUCAUUAAUUUACUCAUUCUUCCUAAAAUUAAGAACUGUCAAUCAUCCGUCCCUUUCCUUUUCGGCGGAUAAGAAAAUGACAGGUAUAACUUAAAGUAAAAUUAGGAGAUGUCUGCAGGAAUCGAGGGCAUUGUUGACUUCCCGUUGACUAACCAGAAUUAUCAUUCGCGUAAAUGAGUAUUUCAGUUUACAGUUUACUUUGUAAGUACUUACAUUUCUUCCAAAACUCGGCUAUUCUUCGAACAAGCAGGUAAUACAAAAAAACA